ACUUCCCAACAUGGCGCCGGCGGGCAGCGCGAACCUGCCGUGGGUGGAGAAGUACCGUCCGCAGGCGCUGUCCGAGCUGGUGUCCCACCGGGACAUCCUCAGCACCGUGCAGCGCUUCAUCAGCGAGGACCGGCUCCCCCAUCUGCUCCUCUAUGGGCCGCCCGGCACCGGGAAGACAUCCACCAUCCUGGCCUGUGCCAGGCAGCUCUACCGGGAGCGGGAGUUCGGCUCCAUGGUGCUGGAGCUCAACGCCUCUGAUGACCGAGGCAUCGACAUCGUCCGAGGGCCCAUCCUGAGCUUUGCCAGCACCAGGACCAUCUUUAAGAAAGGCUUCAAGCUCGUCAUCCUGGAUGAAGCCGAUGCCAUGACCCAGGAUGCUCAGAACGCCCUGAGGAGAGUGAUCGAGAAGUUCACAGAAAACACCCGGUUUUGCCUCAUCUGCAACUACCUCUCCAAGAUCAUUCCCGCCCUGCAAUCCCGCUGCACCCGCUUCCGCUUCGGCCCCCUGACCCCGGAGCUGAUGGUGCCGCGACUCCAGCACGUCAUCCAGGAGGAGGGGGUGGACGUGACCGAGGACGGGAUGAAGGCUCUGGUGACCCUCUCGAGCGGGGACAUGCGCAGGGCCCUCAAUAUCUUGCAGAGCACCUCCAUGGCCUUUGGGAAGGUGACAGAGGAAAACGUUUACACCUGCACGGGGCAUCCCCUCAAGUCUGACAUCGCCAACAUCCUCGACUGGAUGCUGAACCUGGAUUUUUCCAGUGCCUACCGCAAAAUCAUGGAGCUGAAGACGCUGAAGGGCCUGGCCCUGCAGGACAUCCUCACCGAGAUCCAUCUCUUCGUGCACAGAGUCGACUUCCCCCCCUCCAUCCGCAUCCAGCUUCUGAUCAAGCUGGCAGACAUCGAGUACCGCUUGGCUGCUGGCACCAGCGAGAAGAUCCAGCUGAGCUCCCUCAUCGCCGCCUUCCAGGUCACCAGGGACCUGGUGGCGGCUGAAGCCUGAGUCCUGCCGGGUGGAUCUGCUGCUGGAUUUGGGAAGGACCAUCAGCCUGGAGCUAUUCCCUGCAGCUUCCCAGUUCCUUUCUGGAAGCCUUGAGUGCACAGUCAGGGUAAAAAGGUUGUUAAAAGGUAACAUUAUUCCCAAGCUCCAUGGGAAAAUACAGGUGCCUCCAAAGCCCA
Cyanistes caeruleus (blue tit) is the source of this 1176-nucleotide messenger RNA. RefSeq names its product replication factor C subunit 5 (gene RFC5). Gene Ontology annotation, cellular component: DNA replication factor C complex; nucleus. Lineage: Eukaryota; Metazoa; Chordata; Aves; Passeriformes; Paridae. Gene Ontology annotation, molecular function: DNA clamp loader activity; ATP binding; DNA binding. The record is from RefSeq and is a predicted model, not a curated record. Gene Ontology annotation, biological process: DNA repair; DNA-templated DNA replication.